This is a messenger RNA of Penicillium antarcticum, 354 nucleotides long. RefSeq names its product putative adhesin. The record is from RefSeq and is a predicted model, not a curated record. Lineage: Eukaryota; Fungi; Ascomycota; Eurotiomycetes; Eurotiales; Aspergillaceae. The coding region runs from base 1 to 354 and encodes 117 amino acids. The transcript has a single exon.
AUGCACAUCUCAACAUUGGCCUUGGUCAUCGGCACCGCUACUCUGGUUGCCGCAAACCGAAGACCCUCUCCACCUUGCGGUACCUGCAACCCUGUCUCAGGCGAGAACCGCUGUGAUGUGACCACCUCGUGCAUCAACACAGGAACCGCCUUCCACUGUGCCUGCCGUGCUGGUUAUAAGGCGUCGCAGAAUAACAAUAAUGUCAAUGAUCAGUUCCGCUUGCCGAUGCCGAAUUAUGAGUUCCUUGUUUUCGUUCCUGAGAAGACGGCUUGCAAUACUCUUUGCAACAAUCCCUUCGGUAUGCCGUCGGAGCUUUGUAAUGAGGUUAAACUCUACAACCGGUGCCCAGCUUAA